Messenger RNA from Daphnia pulex (common water flea), 2584 nucleotides. RefSeq lists its product as uncharacterized. The transcript is spliced from 5 exons. The coding region runs from base 462 to 1994 and encodes 510 amino acids. NCBI's taxonomy places the organism in Eukaryota, Metazoa, Arthropoda, Branchiopoda, Diplostraca, Daphniidae. Gene Ontology annotation, cellular component: cytoplasm. Gene Ontology annotation, biological process: cell surface receptor protein tyrosine kinase signaling pathway. The record is from RefSeq and is a predicted model, not a curated record.
GGAUUUCCUCGGUUUUAAGACACGACACUCACACAAUGUGCGGCGAUGAGUUGUCGUCGUCGUCGUCAAAGUUGAUUGCGAUCGUGUCAGUGUCCUCCAUCCAGCCGGAGCAGCAGGAGAAGCGCAGUUGCCUCUGAUCUCUUUGACAUUUGGCGGCAGUGGCCUCCCUCCUCCUACCCUCCCUCCCUCCUCCUCCCCCCCAACCCCGUGAGUUUUCAAAAUCAAUAAGUCGUCGACAACGAAUAAUCAACCGUACGAACGAGGAUAGAGGGUGGAAGAUUGUGAGCUGCUGGUCCCGGGAUUUUUAUUUUUUCGAAGAAAAGAACGACGUGAACCUACAGAAGGAAAACCGGAAAUUCAUUCAUCAAAGAAACAAAUCAAAUUCAUCUGAAGAGAAAAUCAUUUGUUGGCGAUCGACCGGUCCAGCUGUUCCAACUCAUCCGUGGUGCUAAACCACCUCUAUGCUGCUCACGGAAUCAUCUCUGCAGCCAAUUGGGCUCGACUACAAGACGAAGCUCAUCAACAUGGGUUGCGUCUCGAGCAAGGCCGAACACGACGCGGUGGCGGGUUUCGCCACCAACGCCAACCUUUUCCAGGUGAUGAACGUGGACGAUACGGGUCGGCGUUUGUGUCCUGGCCAACUGGAAGUUGGCGAGUCCGACCUGAUAUUAUAUCAGCGGGGUAAGACGCCGGUCCGCUGGCCGUUGAGAUCCCUCCGGCGCUACGGUUUCGACGCCCAGCUCUUUAGCUUCGAGUGCGGCCGACGCUGUCCAACCGGACCGGGCAUUUACGCCUUCCACUGCCGCAACGCGGAGAUACUCUUCAAUCACGUCCAGGCUCGAGUGGCCGCCCGUCACGAGGAGCAGGAGCAGCUGGCCGGAGUCUUGGCUGGAGCCAACAGCAACCACUCGCGGUCGCGCAUCCGCCACUCGAUGCCUCCCAGAAGCGCCUCCUCUUUACUUUUCCCCAACAGCCACGCCGGCGGCGGCGGCGGCAACGGCCUGGCCGUCGAUCGAGAAGAUGCCGCCGAGGCUGAAGAGAAUUCCUACCUGGAACCCAUCCGACUGGCCGGUCAGCAGCAGCAGCCGGGUCCGGCCGUCUGGUCGCCCAAUUCCAGGCCACUUAGUUCUUCCUCGCUCAUUUCUAGUAGCUCGUCGCCCAUCAGUCCGUCGGCGGCCGGCAACCUCUACGCCAACAACGAAGCUCUCCUGGCCGCUGCUGCUGCCGCCGCCAAUAAUGACACGGGAUUACUCCAUCAUCACCUGGAUCCUUCGAUGAUGAUGACGACCGGUCCCGUGACCAUGGAGACGGUCCUGGUCCCUCCUCCCGUGGCCUACGCCAAUUUGCAUCACGAAUUGAACAACAGCAACGCCGUCAAGGACCCGCGGCUCCUGAUGGCCGAUCAGGACGACCUGUCGGCCGACGAAGCCGACAACCAGCAGCAUCUCUACAUCAACGUCGGCCCGGAUGCCAUCGAGGCCAAGCCGAGAUCGUUGGAUUCCAAUCACAUGGCGCUGCCGUCGCUGAAGCAAGUCAACUACGUGCUCCUGGACCUGGACAAAGGAUCGGAUUCGACGACGACGGCCUCGGUGACGACGACGACGGGCGGAGGAUUGCAGGCCAACUCGCCCGAAGGAUCGUUAGCCUCGUUCCCGGAAUCGCCGCACCGGACUAUGAAUAGCCUGGCCAGUGUGACGGCGUCGGCGAUGGCCAGCACGACGGCCGUCGCCGAUCUGUCGUCGGCCCAGCAGUCUCAGGCCGUUAUCAGCGCCGAAGGCUACGCCACCAUUGAUUUCGAUCGGACGGCCGCCCUGUCCAACGCUGCCGGCCUCGGCGUGGCCUUCUCCAAUCUGGCCGGCUGCGAGGAAGAGGAGCCCGGAUUGCGGAAGACUCGCCACAAUUCCACCAUGGUGGGCGGGAGCAGCAGCAGCGGCAGCAGUCACGCCGUUCGUCUCCUGGGUCUCAAUCGCCAGACGUCGUCCGUCAGUGAGUGAUCAAUGGACGGACACGCCCUACUCUCUCCCCAUUCGAUUUAAACAAAAACAAAAACCAAACCCAAAAAUUAAUUAUUAUAAAUAUAAAACGCUCAAUUCUGUGCGAGGAUCCUUGCAAAGACGAAACGAUCAAGUGCGCGUGACAAAAAUUAAAACACCAAACCAAAAGGCGAGUCGAUGCAGGUUCGAGGCUCAAUUUAGGACCGUGGAGAAUGAGUUUGAAAAGAUAUUGUUUUCUGUAAGCCCAAAAAGAAGAAGAAGAAGAAUGUAGGUUGAUGGUUUUGAACGUGAUCAACUUUCAUUUCUUCAAAACAUACACACACACACACAUAUAUACUGACGAUGGCUGCAUACUAGCAGAUUAUAUACUACACACACACACAUCGCCGGCAGUAUUUCUAUGAUACAUCUUAAUUCGUGUCUUGUGUAACACACACUGUACAUACAUACCACACACGCCAAUGAUCUUAUUAUAUACCUACAGGGGCAUUCAUUUUGAUUGGUUAUAUCCUACACCACAGUAUAUUCCGACAAAACAAAUUGCCAAAACGAAAUAUCGAUUUAGAAUAAAUACACUUGUUACAAAUUUC